UGCUUCCCUCCGCUCUCUUGGUGUCUCCUCCUCUACUCCGCUUCUCUCCACCUCGCCGCGACGAGAGAGAGAGAGAGGGAGGGGGGAGAGAGAGAGAAGUAUCGAUCCAUCCGCGUUUAUCUCCGCGUAUGUAUUAUAGUUCAUAUUGCCGCAGCAUUCAUUAAUAUGCUAACAUUGAUGAUGAAGAACAAUUGUAAUGAUGAUGAUAUUGGGAGUGAGUUUUAUGACUCCUUUAAUUUAGAUAAUACCAUAGAGAAUGUACAUUCACAAAACAAUAAGUUGGAGCUGGCUAAAACUGGAGAGUUCAAUCAAUAUGAGCAAACAACCGGAUUUUCUUUGCCUUGUGGAGAUCUGCAGUAUGAUGUGUACCUAAGGACUCAGAUAGCCGGGCAGGAUAAUAAGAGUGGGGAAGGUGCUGAUUUUAUGGAUGAUGGAACUUUUACUUUGCUUAAGGAUUUGGUAACUGAAUCAAGAACUUCGUCACCAUAUUAUGAGAAGGAUCAUCAGUUAAAUUCACUAAAUUAUGUCAAUCAAGAUGGACAUGGCAUUCCUACAACAACAAAUCCUACCUGGGACUUGACUCAGAGUUGCAAUCCGUUGAACCAUUCCCUGACAGAGGAUUCUGUUCCUUUCAAUGUUGGUACUUCAGCUGGAGUCCUGACUAAUGCCACCUCAAAUGAUUUUAUUCCCAUUGAUGAGCUAGCAAUCACGAGUGGGAGAUAUGGAGUACUACCUUCCAUUGAGAAAACUGAAGAAGGCAGUAUUGCCAUCGACGAAGCUAACUCGUUUGGGGCAACUGCAACCAUGUGCUAUAAUAGCGUUCAUUUCUCUCAUUGGAUUGACCAGAAUUUAACUGGUCCAUUGCCUGAUUUAGCUGAUCUUCCUGACAUAUAUCCAGACAGUUUCUUACCAACACCUAGAAAGAACAUCACUCUUGUUCUUGAUCUUGAUGAAACUCUUAUCCACUCAUCAGCGGUUGACCGUGAUGGUGCUGACUUUUCAUUUCCUAUGUACCAUGGCUUAAAAGAGCACACUGUGUACGUGAAGAAGAGGCCACAUGUCGACACCUUCCUUCAGAAGGUGUCUGAGAUGUUUAAGGUUGUUAUCUUCACAGCUAGCCUAAGCUCCUAUGCAAAUCGGCUGCUUGAUAUGUUGGAUCCCAAGAACAUAUUUUUUACCAAGCGUUAUUUCCGGGAUUCAUGCCUGCCUGUAGAUGGUAGCUAUCUUAAGGAUCUGACUGUUAUUGUUGCUGAUCUCGCAAAGGUUGUGAUAAUCGACAAUUCUCCAGAGGUUUUCCGGCUACAGGAGGAAAAUGGUAUACCUAUAGAGAGUUGGACCAGCGACCCGGCUGACAAAUCAUUGGUUGAGCUGAUACCCUUCCUGGAAGCCAUUGCUGUUGCAGAUGACGUCCGACCAAUUAUCGCCCAAAUGUUAGGCCGUCCAAGAUCAAUUGCUUAGAUGUUGCGACAAAUAUCAGAAACUGCUCAUUUGCUUAUUUUACAAAGAAUUUUUUCCCCAUAGUUGAACAGGAUACCUGUGUGGUACAUCAUCGAACUAGUUUCCCAUUGCUUCUUUUACCGAGUUUGAUUCCCAAGAUUUUGUGAAUUCUUUUGGUGGGAAUGUUAAUUUUUGUACUUGCAGUUCUGUACGUAGCGUCUACCUUAAACUAGCCUAUGUACAAACAAAUUCAAUCAUAGGAGACUAAAGAUUAUACUCCCUCCGUUUUUUAAUAGAUGACGCCGUUGACUUUUUCUUACAUGUUUGACCAUUCGUCUUAUUUAAAAAUUUUAUGCAAAUGUAUAAGAUAUAAAUCACACUUAAAGUACUAUGAGUGAUAAAACAACUCAUAACAAAAUAAAUUAUAAUUACGUAAAUUUUUUGAAUAAGACGAAUUGUCAAACAUGUACGAAAAAAUCAACGGCGUCAUCUAUUAAAAAACGGAGGUAGUAUUUCCUUUCCAAGUUCAUCCUCUGAUUUAUCUACAUCAUAUGGAUGUGGAUAAGUGGAUUGAUGUUGUCCAGGAGUAAAUUAUAUCAUCCUGCUUGAUCUGACACCCCUUCAUCCUAGUCCAUGAGUCGGGCAAGCUUUGAAGAUGAAGAAGAGGGAGGUUGAAGAUGAUGGACCUGAAGGCGGAGAAGGAGGUCAUCGCUGGAAAAGCUGUGGCGCCGGCGGAGAAGCCAACACCGAAUCCGGUGGAGGUGGAGAUAUAUCCAUUAUACAUGUGUCAUGUGUAUUCGACUUCUGUGCUGCCUGCUCAAGCUGGUAUCAUCUGUGCUGCUUGAUAAAUAAAUUUGCUUAUGGUUAGCACUGGAUAGGAAAACUUUCUGUCUAUCAGUAAUAUCAGUCAGGAUUCAUGAGUUUUUUGGCCCA
Messenger RNA from Oryza sativa Japonica Group (Japanese rice), 2370 nucleotides. RefSeq lists its product as uncharacterized. The record is from RefSeq and is a predicted model, not a curated record. Lineage: Eukaryota; Viridiplantae; Streptophyta; Magnoliopsida; Poales; Poaceae. Gene Ontology annotation, molecular function: phosphoprotein phosphatase activity.